This is a messenger RNA of Eutrema salsugineum, 801 nucleotides long. Its product is annotated as NADH-ubiquinone oxidoreductase chain 1-like. Lineage: Eukaryota; Viridiplantae; Streptophyta; Magnoliopsida; Brassicales; Brassicaceae. Bases 1 to 801 code for a protein of 266 amino acids. Gene Ontology annotation, biological process: aerobic respiration. The record is from RefSeq and is a predicted model, not a curated record. The transcript is spliced from 5 exons. Gene Ontology annotation, cellular component: membrane. Gene Ontology annotation, molecular function: NADH dehydrogenase activity.
AUGGCAAAUGACACCAUGUCAACAGUGAAGGGAAUAGGAAGUGUGAGACUGAGAAAUGAAGAUGGUUCUACUGUUUUGCUGACAAAGACUCCUCUAUAUUCGAAAUAUGCCUUUCUAGGAGCAUUACGAUCUGCAGCUCAAAUGGUCUCUUAUGAAGUCUCUAUUGGUCUUAUUCUUAUUACUGUACUAAUAUGUGUAGGUCCCCGUAAUUCGAGUGAGAUUGUCAUGGCGCAAAAGCAGAUAUGGUCUGGUAUUCCCCUGUUCCCUGUAUUGGUUAUGUUCCUUAUUUCUCGUCUAGCAGAAACUAAUCGAGCUCCGUUUGAUCUCCCAGAAGCGGAAGCUGAAUCAGUUGCAGGCUAUAAUGUAGAAUAUGCGCGGGAUGCGAUCCUUAAUAGUCCACUGUUGGCGGAAGCCAAUGUCCCGGGGUCCCGGGGACUCAUUCUGACUGAAACGAGGGGUGGGUCUUUACCAACUCAAAAAUAUUCGAUUUUUGGGAAGACAAAAAACGUGAUCGGCACUCUUCAUUCUUCAUUCGAAACUUUUGAAUGUCGGGUCGGAGGUUUCUGCCUUGUUAUCAAAAAGGAAGUUGGGUUGGUUAUAGUCAGGCCUGGCCGGAAAGUGUUCUUGCCUCUAUCAUUAGCUCGGGUAGCCCCUGUUUCUGGUCUUUUAGUCACCUUCCAAUGGCUCUUUUCCCAAUCACAUCCCCGAAAGACAGAAGGAAAGACAAAGAUUACCAUUAGGCGAAAGCAGGUCCACAAGGUGAAGACUCUCUAUCGUCAGAUCAGAUCGUUGGCAGUCUAG